GCCAGCAGCUGCAUACACGGUUGGGGCAAUCCAACAGGGUCGUUGGCCCUGUGCUGCCGUGGUCCCCUUUGGUCGGGCUGGAGGGCAGAAGACAGGACAGCCUUCAGACUCAGACUGAAAAGGAGACUACCUAAGAGGGCACUUUCCCUGCCUGACUGCAGACCUGGGAUAUUGGUCCUUUCCAGCCGUUGGGCUUGAACUGAAACUCAACUCUUCCUGGGUCUUGGGCCUGCUGACUUUUGAAUUGUAACUGACAUCAUUGGCCCUUCUGGCUCUCCGGCCUUCCACAGAUCUUGGGACUUCCAUAAUAGUGUCGUUGAAAAACUAGGCGUCAUGAUGACGGAGCGCUUUGACUGCCACCACUGUGAAGAAUCUCUCUUUGGCAAGAAGUACAUCCUGAGGGAGGAGAGCCCCUACUGCAUUGGGUGCUUUGAGGCUCUCUACGCCAGCACUUGCGAGGAGUGUGGGAAGCCCAUCGGCUGUGACUGCAAGGACUUGUCCUACAAGGACCGACACUGGCACGAGGCCUGUUUCCACUGCUCGCGGUGCAAGAGCUCGCUGGUGGACAAGCCCUUCGCUGCCAAGGAGGACCAGCUGCUCUGCAUGGACUGCUACUCCCACCAGUACUCGUCCAAGUGCCAGGAAUGCAAGGAGACCAUCAUGCCAGGUACCCGCAAGAUGGAGUACAAGGACAGCAGCUGGCACGAGACCUGCUUCAUCUGCCACCGCUGCCAGCAGCCAAUUGGCACCAAGAGCUUCAUCCCUAAGGACAACCAGAACUUCUGUGUGCCCUGCUACGAGAAACAGUAUGCCUUGCAGUGUGUUCAGUGUAAAAAGCCUAUCACCACGGGAGGCGUCACGUACCGGGAGCAGCCCUGGCACCGGGAAUGCUUUGUGUGCACGGCCUGCAAGAAGCCGCUGUCGGGGCAGCGCUUCACGUCCCGGGACGAGUUCGCCUACUGCCUGAGCUGCUUCUGUGACUUGUACGCCAAGAAGUGCGCCGGCUGCACCAACCCCAUCAGCGGACUGGGUGGCACAAAGUACAUCUCCUUUGAGGAGCGACAGUGGCACAACGACUGUUUCAACUGCAAGAAGUGCUCCCUCUCCCUGGUGGGGCGAGGCUUCCUCACAGAAAGAGACGACAUCCUGUGCCCGGACUGUGGGAAAGACAUCUGAAGUCCACACCGCUGACUGCUGGCGACACUCACGGAUUUAUGUACGCUCUCCUUCUCAGCCAGGCAGUAUUGUGUCUGGUCUCCACUGGCCGCGUUGAGACUCUCCUCUUGUGCUUUUCUCAGUGAUAUCCACGUUUGUUUAAACCCUUUAAUCCUUUGUACUAGUUCAGUCCCAGGGAAGGAGGAAACCCCUGUGUAAACCCUCGGUGGGAAGCUGGUUUUGGAGUUUUGUAAUCAAGCAAGGCAGAUCCAAGUGCAAAAAUCCUUUCGAAUGACAGCUUUGUAAAUGUAUCUUUCUUUCACUGCAUAUUUAAUUUUUAAGUGCAAUUAACAUGUCACGAACUCGAGUUUCCCAAACCACACGAGAUAAUGCAGAGUAUUUACAAGUAUGUAACUUUCUGUCACGUAAGCCCUAAAGCAAGAUUAUACAGCUUACAAUAAAGUUAUCCAGAACAAAAUGGC
Felis catus (domestic cat) is the source of this 1637-nucleotide messenger RNA. It is a transcript of the gene FHL2, whose product is annotated as four and a half LIM domains 2. Gene Ontology annotation, molecular function: transcription factor binding; transcription coregulator activity. Gene Ontology annotation, biological process: negative regulation of transcription by RNA polymerase II; negative regulation of calcineurin-NFAT signaling cascade. Lineage: Eukaryota; Metazoa; Chordata; Mammalia; Carnivora; Felidae. The transcript is spliced from 7 exons. Bases 334 to 1176 code for a protein of 280 amino acids. Gene Ontology annotation, cellular component: Z disc; nucleus. The record is from RefSeq and is a predicted model, not a curated record.